Molecule: messenger RNA, 2417 nt
Organism: Peromyscus californicus insignis
Lineage: Eukaryota; Metazoa; Chordata; Mammalia; Rodentia; Cricetidae
Gene: Get1
Product: guided entry of tail-anchored proteins factor 1
Exons: 5
Coding region: 81-605 (174 amino acids)
Biological process (GO): tail-anchored membrane protein insertion into ER membrane
Source: RefSeq, a predicted model, not a curated record
UGCAGGGCGCAGGCGCAGGCGGGCGCGGCGCCCUGGUCCCCAUGGCGCUGCAGUAGCGGUGCUGGUGCGUGGGAGCCGGGAUGAGCGCGUCCGAGGCGGACCGCGGGGCGUGGCUGCUGGUGCUGAGCUUCGUGUUCGGGUGCAACGUGCUGCGGAUCCUCCUGCCGUCCCUUUCCUCCUUCGUUUCCAGGGUGCUGCAGAAGGAUGCAGAGCAGGAGUCACAGAUGAGGGCAGAGAUCCAGGACAUGAAGCAGGAGCUGUCCACUGUGAACAUGAUGGAUGAAUUUGCCAGAUAUGCCCGGCUGGAAAGGAAGAUCAACAAAAUGACGGACAAGCUCAAAACUCACGUGAAAGCACGGACAGCUCAGUUGGCCAAGAUCAAAUGGUUCAUAAGCGUUGCUUUCUACAUACUACAAGCAGCUUUGAUGGUCUCGCUCAUUUGGAAGUACUACUCCGUCCCUGUGGCUGUGGUGCCCAGCAAGUGGAUCACCCCGCUAGACCGCCUGGUAGCCUUUCCUACUCGAGUAGCAGGUGGAAUCGGAAUCACCUGUUGGAUUUUAGUCUGUAACAAAGUUGUGGCUGUUGUCCUCCACCCUUUCAGCUGAGGGGACAUGUGCAGCUACAAGACUGUGCAGAAAGGAUUUCCACAGGGUAAAGAGCUGAUUGCACAGACGUCCACAGGGGCUUGUUUUUGUGUUUGGGAACAUAUUUGCUUUUGCUCUUCACCUGGGAGUCUUGUCUGAGUCAGGAUUUCCUACACUUGUUGUCACUGAGCCAGAAAGAGACCAGUUAUGACACUUACGUAUCGCUGACAUAGUUUUGGAUCCAUAUGAACUGUGAACCAUCAGGUGGCAUUUGCAUGCUGGCACUUGCUCUGGGCAUGGUUUGGUUAUGUUGCCAGCUGCCAAGACUUUUCUAACAACUCCAAUAAUGCCGUUUUUAAUUUUAGAAAAAAAAAAAAAAAACACUUUUUUUUUUUUUUUAGAAAAUUAGAAAAAAAUAUCACUACUAGAACUCUGCUUUUUAAUUCGUGAGGUUCAGCUGAAAGUGACACCAGUGGAUGCUGUUUGUCCUCGUCCUCCUGUUUAAAUGCCAUUUGCUGGGCCGUAAAUGUGUGUAAAGCAUCACCAUGUAGCUAAGCCUGUUAAUUUUUCAUAGUGGUUCCUAUGUGUGUCCAUGAGACCACGUUAUAUUGUUUUUAUUUAAAGCCUUUCAAAUGAAGUAUGUCUUUAAAGCAUUGGGUCUCUAUGCUGUAUAGUGUGGAACAGAGUUAAGCAAGGUGGGGUCUGAUCCAGUUCAUUUGAACCGAGACUCAUUUGGCUCAUGAAGUUACAAGGCAGAGUUCUGCCAAGUCUGGGUAUUUUUGUUUUUGUUUUUUUGAGACAUAGUCUCUCAAUGUAGUCCUGGCUAUCCUGGAAUUCUGUACAUAGACCAGGCUGGCCUUGAACCUACAGAGAUCCACCUGCCUCUAUCUCCCAAAUACUGGGAUUAAAGGUGUGUGCUGCUACACCUAGCUCCAAGUCUGUUUUUGAAGCACUUUUCCUAGUUACAGUAUUUGCCAGGCUGUGGUCCUAGACUCUGGGGAACCAGAGCACAGAAAAGCUACUGCUAUCACAUGUCUCUGCACAGCUCUGAUUGUCCUGGCACUCACUGGACCAGGCUGACCUGCAACUUAUAGAGAUCCUCUUGUCUCUGUCUCCCACUUUCUGGGAUCAAAGGCAUAGCACUGGGUUUUGAAGGAUCAUAUUUAUAUUGUUAUGUUUCCUAAUGAGCUCAUAAAUAGUGUGUUUUUUUGACUGUACUGUGAACAGGCUGAGUGUGGCCCUUUGGUCUGUUGUCAGAUGGAGUACCACCAGAGCAGGCUUGAGGGUCCACUGAUUUAAAUGCAGCCAACCCUGUAGAUUCAUGGUACCAAGGUUAGUUGGCUAUAAAGGGCACAAAUGGAGUGCAGCAGUAUGCGUAGACAAAGUGGACCUGCCCACCAGCUCCGGCAUCCUCACCACACAGGAAACACUUGGACUACAGAAGAUUAGUCCAGGACCUGAGGAGGUUGGAGCGGCACUGGAAGCUGCAGAAUUUGGCUCACUCCAGGGGUUCAGCACUCAGGGAGGGGGAAGGGAUGCACCUUGGUCCUUUUUGUAGUGAGCUGCAAUCUGGAAUGGUGCAUCAUUUAGUCAGCCAGAGUUGGCAUCCAGACCAUAAGCCUCUCAAAGGGUGUGUGAUUCCGACUGACCCUGCAGGAAAAAGGUGACAGAAGGGUUAGUUUGUUCUCAAAUGUUAGGCCCCCACAUGCAUAAUGUGUGUGAGACUGUUAGUGUCCCCCGUGUGUACAAUGUUAAGACUGAGUGGGGGACAUCACCAUGUCUCCCCCAGAAUCGUAUUAAUAAUACAGUAAUAAACAUUGGACUAACGAGGAA